GGAUAGCAUGCUGCAGCGCUGUGAUCUGCUCCUGCAAAUUUGAACGAGAGAGGAAUUAAAAACGCUAAUUAAAGUCAUCAUAACUUCUCACAAAGCGUCGACAAUGUUGCUGAUAAUCAUGGGUAUUAUCUCAGGACAGUGAUUGGGGACACCUAUAAAGCCAAGUGUUAGUUCAGGUAAAAUGGCAACACUGAAGACAUACCUGACUGGCAAAGAUGGAGCGGAUUAUCCUCUUGUGCGUGGUUUCCACCUGUCUCUCUGCCAUACAUGCUCAGAAAUUCUUGUUCAGCCCAAAAUGGGGCCCGAUUGGCUAUAAAGAACGUGAAGAACACGGCGAUGGGACAGCAAUGGACGACAUCAUUAAAGCCAAUGAGUUUCAUGCUUCCCGAAUCAUAGACGGCACUACCAGUCUCAGAGAGGGGGACAUUGCUGUUACUGCUGGAAGGCGCUCCAAAGUCUGCUUCGCUCGUAGCUGCCUCUGGUCUAAGUCAGUGGAUGGACAUGUCUAUGUCGCAUAUAGACUCUCACCUGACUACUCUGAAAUGGAGACAAAGCUGAUAAAGAAAGGGAUGGAAAACAUAGAGAAAGGUACCUGUGUGCGGUUUGUCCCUCGGACUCAUCAGCAGGACUACAUCGACAUCCAGCCAAAGUCUGGGUGUUGGUCCUACCUUGGUGCACGUGGUGGAAGACAGACCGUGUCUCUCCAGAGUCCUGACUGCCUCCGGGUUGGAGUGAUUUCCCACGAGUUCAUGCACGCCCUGGGCUUUGUUCACGAGCAGUCGCGCUUUGACCGGGACAACUAUGUCACCGUCAUGUGGCCAAACAUUUGGAGGGAUCGGUUGAGGAACUUUGAGAAAUUCAAGACAGACAAUCUGAACCUGCCAUAUGACUACGGCUCAAUCAUGCACUUUGGGAUGUACGCCUACUCUCAGGAUGGAGAGCCAACCAUUGUUCCUAAGAACAUCAAGAACAUAAAGCUGGGCCAGACAUCAUCUCUCAGCCACAUUGACAAGCUGAAGAUCAACAAGCUUUAUCAGUGUGGUGACGCGGAUGAUUACUAAGCAACAAACUGAACUGAGGUGAAACUGGAAUGUACUGAAAGCCAUAUAUAAUAAAACUGAUGUUUAAUCAUGGAAACAAUUUCAAUAAAGAUUGAUUCAAGCUUUCUGUCAGCAUUUCCUCUGUGUGUUUAAACAAGCUCACGAUGUCGG
Messenger RNA from Larimichthys crocea (large yellow croaker), 1211 nucleotides. It is a transcript of the gene hce2l2, whose product is annotated as high choriolytic enzyme 2-like 2. Gene Ontology annotation, molecular function: metalloendopeptidase activity; zinc ion binding. The coding region runs from base 216 to 1061 and encodes 281 amino acids. The transcript has 10 exons. Lineage: Eukaryota; Metazoa; Chordata; Actinopteri; Sciaenidae. Gene Ontology annotation, biological process: proteolysis. The record is from RefSeq and is a predicted model, not a curated record.